Molecule: messenger RNA, 4017 nt
Organism: Gallus gallus (chicken)
Lineage: Eukaryota; Metazoa; Chordata; Aves; Galliformes; Phasianidae
Gene: PDCD1LG2
Product: programmed cell death 1 ligand 2
Exons: 8
Coding region: 2634-3638 (334 amino acids)
Biological process (GO): immune response; negative regulation of T cell proliferation; positive regulation of T cell proliferation
Cellular component (GO): external side of plasma membrane
Source: RefSeq, a predicted model, not a curated record
AAUCUUAACUGUUACUUGAACCUUAUUCUCCCAAUGGCUGCAUAAAGAUCCCAUGUGAGUAUAAUACUGCUAAAAUACCAACCUAAAUGUACUCUAUUUCUGGCUGAUGGACUGCAGAUUUUGCUUAAUGUUCUCAAUAUUUACUUAAAUCAAUUUUAUUUUCAAAUGAUUUGCAGAGAGUGAAUUCUGAAUCAGAUGCUGGGUCCGAGAUCCUAAAAUAGAUCCAUAUAACUUCAGACUCCGGGGACGGAAAAGUUUCAGGAACUGAGCCUGAGUCUCUAACUCAAUCUUCUGACUGUCAUAGGCGAAGGCAAAAUAGGAGUGUUAGCAAUCCUCUACAGCUUGCUGACUGGGACGUUGCUGUUUGUAAAUCUUUCUUUCUGAAAUUCAGGGAAAAGUUGUAAAGGAAAAACACAACUCUGCACAUAUCUGUGUCCAUAUGUUCCUGGUUACUUUCUUUUUAUUGGUUAUUAACCUAUUAAAUGCAUGGCUGCUUUGAUUGUACAGUAAGCACAGUAUUCCACCUGGUACAUUUUCAGGAAAAGUCUGUAGAUGCUGGAGAUCGGACUGAAGUGUUAGCCUGUAUUAUUCAGCAUUGCUGCUAAUAACUGAGAGGUACACAAUACACAGCCGCAUUAGUUUUAACGUUGUUAGUGACAUUCUCUAUAACAAAAUUUUCAACCCAAUCUUAUUCUAGAAUGUAUGGGGAGGGAAAAAAAAAAAAAAAAAAAAAAAAAGGUUUUAUUAGUAUAACCAUAUUUGACAUUGAAUGAAAAGAGAUGACAGAUACAACAAGUGAUGGUUGUCACUUGUAUUGCAAUUGUUGAUGUAAUUGUAGUUGGUUAUAGGUGCAUUUUAAACAAUGCAGGGAGAGUGAAAAUUAAAAGUGAGGGAGAGAAAAAACAAAAUGAGAAAUGUUAUUGUUUCACCUGAAAGAUGAAGUGAGAUGGAGAGCAGGCUGAUGUGAUGGAAAUAGGCUGCCAUAGGUGAUGUGAACAUCAGAGGUGAAGCAAUGGGCUCAGUAGUAGCAUAGUGAGGUGGGCAAGGUGGACAAUGAGUGCAGCAGCAGAGAACAGACAACAGGUGAGUGUGUGUGUGGGUGCUGUUACAGACAAGGAGGACAGAAGUCUGUGUCCUCAGGACCUACUGAGAUAGUACUGAGAAAAUGACUUUGAACAAAUGUUCACUGAAUGGGGAAAAAAGUGCAGCCAUUUCAUGACCAGGUUGAAAAGGUGGUGCCUUUUUGCACAUUUUGGAAGGCUGGAAGGUUUUGAUGCUUCUAGGAAGGAGCACGGUACACAAAAGAGUUUCAGUGGCAGAGAAAUACAAAACAAAAGUAUAUUCUGUUUUUCAACAAAAUUAGUUAUCAACUUUGUCAAGCAGGAAGCUCUGAGUUACCUCAAAACAAACUAGUGCAGUCAUGCGAAGUACAAUCACAUGAGCCUGGUGUUGCUCACUCAGAGCUUCCUUCUGUCUGAAUGCAGGGGGGUGAAAUGUUAACACCACUUGAUUCUUCUGGUACUCAGACUUAUUUGUCUUUCUGUGGUAUUUAUAGAGGACAUUGCACUGUGCUUCAUGCAAGCCAUACCUUUGCAGAACAAAAAUACAAAGGAUGUAAAAGGAGAAAGAAUAGGGUAAGCUGAGUUAAUCUCUGCAAUAUUAUAGAGUAUGUCAGCAGCAGAGCAAAAGUUUUGAAUGCAGGAGUGAACACCUCUAUACCAAGAUUUCUGCUUCAAGUCUAUAACAAAGCCCAUAUGCUCAGAAUUUCCCAUCACUUUUCAGACCACCUGCAGUACUUUAUUUGCUGAAGCUUAUUUGCUGGCAACCUGUGUGGAGCUGAACAGGUUGUGUGGGUGGCCACUCCUGCUCCCAGCUGUGGAGUACAACAUCCCUGCAUCCCUCCAGAGCUCCAGCAGAGUGCCUGUGACAUUCCCUUUACAAUCAAAGCACUGCAAGCCUGCAAGCACUACCAAUGUGCUAGAUUGGCCUGUCAGGAAAUACCUGUCUGCAGUACCUGCUUGACUUCAGAAGUAGCAAGUAACCUUAGUCCUUUCAUUUUUCAGACAGAAACUAUUAUUCUGAGCUUUUACUCUGAACUGCCAUGCAUUUUUGACUUAUUCUUAAGUCCUGAAGAGAGCUUGGAAACUUGUUAAAGUUUUCCAGUAGUUCUGGUUAUUCUAGUGAAAGAUAUGCUCUUGGCCUAUGACACUCCUCUUCCUUAACAGUGCUAAGUGUCAUUUAUAUAAAUGCUUACUAUGCUUUCUACUCUCUGGAAUAAAACACACACACAGAGAGAGAGAGAGAGAAAAAAAAGAAAAAAAAGUUGAAUGAUAUUUCCAGGAAAGGAUAGUGUAUGAUUUUCUUUAGACUGUAAGGGCACUAAAUCAGUGGCGGUAUUCCUGGUUGUAUGUGCUUACUGGAUAGCAUAAAGUAGGUUCUGUCCUUCCCAGGGUCCUUUAUUAUCCUCCUUAUGGCAGCAAGGACAGCAAUUAUGAGGAGUGCUACAAUCAUGCAUCGGCAGUGCAAGGAAGUCUUGUACUAAAGUCUUAUACUAAGAUGCUCCUUUCGCCUAAGAAAAUCACUAUGAUCUUUUAGAUGCAUGGGUGAAGGGAACAGAACUGAAUUCACAGUUCAUGCUGCUAAGAGAUCAACCAGAGAAAAUGUUCCAAAUCCUGACAGUGCUGUGGCUGGAAAUGCAGCUCUGUGUGGUUUCAGGUGCUGAGGAACUAUUUACAGUUGAAGUUCCUCAGCAGCUAUAUGUUGUGGAGUAUGGGAGCAAUGUGACCAUGGAAUGCAGAUUCCCUGUGAAUGGCUCAUUGAACCUGGGACUUCUGAGUGUUGUCUGGGAGCAGAAGAGGCAAGGUCAGUUGGAAUCAAGAGAGGUGUACACACUCCGCAAUGGGAAAGCACUCACUUCAUCCCAACAUCAUGAUUACAUGGGAAGAGCAGCACUGUUACGCAACGAAUUGAAAUUGGGACGUGCAAUCCUUCACAUUACCAGCGUCAAGAUCACAGAUGCGGGAUCUUACCUUUGUCUCAUUGACUACCAAGGUGCUGACUACAAGUACAUUACUUUGGAAGUAAAAGCAUCCUACAAGAUAAUAAACACACAGAAAACAAGAGAAUGGAAUGAAAACAAGUUUGCUCUUAUAUGCCAGUCAGAAGGCUUUCCGCUGGCAGAGGUAUUCUGGCAAAACGAAAAGAACUUCAGUCUCAGCGAGUCUGCAAAUACUACCUACGCACUGACUGCAGAUGGCCUCUAUAAUGUCACCAGCAUCCUGAUAAUCAACCAAAAUAUGAAUGAGAAUUACAGCUGCAUAUUCUGGAAUAAAGAACUGAAUGAAAAUACUUCAGCUGACAUUUACUCUUUAGCUUUAAUGAGUACACAGUAUGGUGGGCAAAAGUCCCUGAUCUUAUUUAUCGCCGCCACGUGUGUGAUAGUACUGGUCCUCCUCUCUGUAUUAACAAUCUUUCAAAAGAGAAAAUCAUUCAAGAACUUCCGUGCUAAAAAAGACAGGAAAGGAAAACUGAGCCCUACUGUGACAGAUGAGAACAGACACUCCUCUAACUCUCAAACAGAGACUUCAUACUUGUCAACCGUCGCUUAUUCUGGAGAAAGCAGGAAUGUGAGUCUGUGAAAGUUCAUCAUCUCACAUGCAGCAAUUUGCACUUUUUUAUCUGUUUUUGAGAACCUCAGAGAAAAGCUGCUACACCAGUUUCAGAUGAACAGAUGAACUCAUGUGGAUUUGCUGGCAGUAGAGCAAUGGACAGCUGUGCUUCUUCAGAUACAGAAUCUUGAAGUUACAAAGAAUUGUGCUGUCAUUCAGUGUGGUUUGCCACUGGGGGAAGGUUUUCUCCAGUUCUUUUGAUUCACUUUAUUCUAGAACUUACUGUGGUUCAAUGAAAUUUAGUUCAAAGAGUACUUUUAUUAACUGGUACAGUCUCAAGAUUGUUGCUUGGAUUCAAACAUCCUGAGGGAAUUUGAAUAAAAGCUAUAUAUGCUGCCCUAUAUCUAAA